Nothoprocta perdicaria is the source of this 1236-nucleotide messenger RNA. RefSeq names its product renin (gene REN). Gene Ontology annotation, molecular function: aspartic-type endopeptidase activity. The coding region runs from base 1 to 1236 and encodes 411 amino acids. The record is from RefSeq and is a predicted model, not a curated record. Gene Ontology annotation, biological process: angiotensin maturation. NCBI's taxonomy places the organism in Eukaryota, Metazoa, Chordata, Aves, Tinamiformes, Tinamidae. The transcript has 10 exons.
AUGCCGGCGGCACGGAGCAGCGGGCUGCAGCGGUGCUUGCUCCUCGUGGUCGUCACCUGCGGCGCUGGCGUCCUCCCCGCGCCAGCCCAGGCUCUGCAAAGGAUCCCGCUGCGGAGGAUGCCCUCCAUCCGCCAGACGCUGCGGGAGAUGGGCAUGAAGGUGGCGGACGUGUUCCCCGAGCUGCAGCGGGGCGCGCGCCGCGCCGCCACCGUGCCCCGCAACGGGACGGCGCCCACCGUCCUCACCAACUACCUGGACACCCAGUACUUCGGCGAGAUCAGCAUCGGCACCCCGGCGCAGACCUUCAAGGUGGUCUUCGACACGGGCUCGGCCAACCUGUGGGUGCCAUCGCGCCAGUGCUCGCCCCUGUACAGCGCCUGCAUGUCCCACAGCCGCUACGACGCGUCCAAAUCCCGCACGUACGUAGCCAACGGCACCGGCUUCGCCAUCCGCUACGGCACGGGGAGCGUCAAGGGCUUCCUCAGCCAGGACGUGGUCACGGUCUCGGACAUCCCCAUCGUGCAAGUCUUCGCCGAGGCCACGGCGCUGCCGGCCUUCCCCUUCAUCUUCGCCAGGUUCGACGGCGUGCUGGGCAUGGGCUACCCCAGCCAGGCCAUCGAUGGCAUCACGCCCGUCUUCGACCGCAUCCUCUCGCAGCAGAUCCUCAGGGAGGACGUGUUUUCCGUCUACUACAGCCGAGCUUCCAAGAACUCCCCUCUGCAUCCCGGCGGCGAAAUCAUCCUGGGAGGCAGCGACCCAGCCUACUACAGCGGCGACUUCCACUACCUGAGCACCAGCAAAAGCGGCUUCUGGCAGAUCCGCAUGAAGGGUGUUUCCGUGGGGGCUGAAACACUCUUCUGCCAAGAAGGCUGCUCGGUGGCCAUUGACACCGGCGCGUCCUACGUCACCGGCCCGGCCGGCCCCGUGGCCGUCCUCAUGAAGGCCAUCGGGGCGGCCGAAAUGGCCGAGGGAGAGUUCGUCGUGGACUGCGACCGAGUCCCGCAGCUGCCCAACAUCUCCUUCCACCUGGGCGGGAGGGCGUACGGGCUCAGUGGUGCUGCCUACACCCUCCGGCAAUCCCGGUACGGGGAGGACAUCUGCGUGGUGGCUUUCUCGGGCCUGGACAUCCCGCCGCCCGCCGGUCCCCUCUGGAUCCUGGGAGCCACCUUCAUCGGGCACUACUACACCGAGUUCGACCGGCGCAACAACCGCAUCGGCUUCGCCACGGCCCUGUGA